This is a messenger RNA of Ctenopharyngodon idella (grass carp), 1889 nucleotides long. Its product is annotated as major histocompatibility complex class I-related gene protein-like. The record is from RefSeq and is a predicted model, not a curated record. Lineage: Eukaryota; Metazoa; Chordata; Actinopteri; Cypriniformes; Xenocyprididae. Gene Ontology annotation, cellular component: external side of plasma membrane. Bases 113 to 1228 code for a protein of 371 amino acids. Gene Ontology annotation, biological process: immune response. The transcript is spliced from 7 exons.
GAAAGUAAAAAGCAACAGAAAACGAAAGGACAGACAGGCGAAAUACGUCGUAUCAAACAAAAGAGAAAGACGCGCUGUCUUCUGUGCUGACAAAGUGCCAAAUGAACUUUGAAUGGCUGCUGAGCCUAACAAAGAACACAACACCUGUUUUGAAUUAACUAAGAGAAUGCUUAUGCUUCUGUAUCCGUUGUCGUUCUUGACAGUCGUCAGUGCAGGUUCUCACUCACUGAUGGCUUUGGCGACAUAUAUAGUUGGACAGACACCAUUUCCUGAGUUUACUGUUGUGCUGAUGUUGGAUGAUCUGCAAAUACUAUAUUAUGACUCAGUCACAUGGAAAGCUGUAUAUCGCUCUCACAAUGAUUCAAAAUAUUAUGAUGAAGUGCAAAGUGAUGCUGGUGUUGUAUUUCAUGACAUGUAUAACAGCAUGAAAAAUCGAGCAUUUUAUCUUAAGAAUCACCUAAAUUACACAGUUGGUGUGCAUGCUCAUCAGAGGCUUGCUGGAUGUGAAUUACUGAACAAUGAUAAACCAGGUCUACUCCGGACAUGGGAUGCUUUUGAUGGACAAAAUCUUGAGGAGUACACCUUUGACAUGGAAAAUAUCCAGAUAAAACAGUUAUGGAUAACAUGGAACCAAGUAAAACAGCUCCGUGUAAAGUUUCUGUGUGAACAUAUUUAUCAUCCUGUUUGCAUUAAAGUUUUGCGAAGGUACCUGAAUAUGGAAAAGAACAAUGUGAUGAGAAAAGUGAAACCCAGAGUCAGACUCAUGAGAAAGAAACUCACAGACUCUCAAGGGCUUCAGAUCAGCUGUCUGGCCACUGGUUUUUACCCCCGUCACAUUAACCUGACUCUGUUCAGAGAUGGUCAGCCUGUGGAUGAUGAUCAGAUCACAGGAGGAGAGAUUCUGCCCAACGGAGACGGAACUUACCAGAUGAGGAAGAGUUUGGUGAUCAGCGCAGAAGAACUACGUGAGGAACAUAAUUACAACUGCACAAUGAAGCGCCUCAAUCUGGAUAACAAACUGGACAUUACAUUUGAUGUGGAUGAAUCUGACCCAGGAUCCCUCAGUCCGUCUGCAGUUAUCAGUGUGCUGGUGUUAAUGUGUGUGACUGUUCUCAUCAUAACUGCACUCAUUAUAUGGAGGAAGAAGAGAUGUGCUGCUGGACGAGGUUCUGAGACAUCACAGUGUAAAUACACCCCUACUACAUCCUCCGUGCAAGAUGAAACAUGAAAAGUGAAUCUAUAUGGUCCCACAGCUAACCGUCGAUUAUCCCUUACUCAUUACAAAGUGUUUAAACAAUGUUUUUCAUGCUUGUUCGGUGAACCAUCAACAAUUUUUGCACAAUCACCUGUGGAAUUUGCAAGUGCCUUGAUGGAAAAGUGGAGUAACAUCUCACAGCAAGAACUAGUGUGAUGGAAAUUUUGAACUAAUUAAUAAUGAACUAACAUUUCUUUUCUUCUACAGGCCUAAUAAGCUAACUUUGAAGUAGAGAAAUAGUCACUAGGAAUGAGUGUUGUAACAAGUGGAAAAAUUCUGCUGUGCUGGCUAGACAGCAUCCUUCUAAGGAUAAAAAAUAGUCUUUGAAAAAUUGUUUUAACCUAUUGAGUAAUCUGAACUAUUAACCCGGUGAUAUUUUUUGAUGAUCUUGUGAUUCAGUUGUUCUAAUCUAAAUUUACUCCGCCAGUAAGCGGGGCAGAGGAACUGAGAUGUUUUUCUUAAAUCUGAACCAAUCAUAUUAAGACUGAUGAUUAUGAGUAAUAGAUCAUGCUAUACUGACUGUGAAAUGUACCUGAAAUCCUAUAAAACCUGCUGUAUUCCUUUGUUUGGAGAGAGAUUCUCUGGGCUUGAUGGGAACUCUCCCGGCUGUGAUUAAAGCUUUGAAGGACAAAAA